AUGACCCGGGUCUUCUUUCUAAUGUUAUAUCGCCUGUUGCACUUCAUUCGAGAACCCGAAAUAACACUUGGCGGGUCACAGUGUAGGGCGUCGACGGAAUUCCUGCUCGCCGGAAAGCUGAAGAGGUAG
Messenger RNA from Parastagonospora nodorum SN15, 129 nucleotides. RefSeq lists its product as hypothetical. NCBI's taxonomy places the organism in Eukaryota, Fungi, Ascomycota, Dothideomycetes, Pleosporales, Phaeosphaeriaceae. The transcript has 2 exons. The record is from RefSeq and is a predicted model, not a curated record. The coding region runs from base 1 to 129 and encodes 42 amino acids.